This is a messenger RNA of Epithele typhae, 1989 nucleotides long. RefSeq names its product cysteine proteinase. The record is from RefSeq and is a predicted model, not a curated record. The transcript is spliced from 6 exons. Gene Ontology annotation, cellular component: cytosol; nucleus. NCBI's taxonomy places the organism in Eukaryota, Fungi, Basidiomycota, Agaricomycetes, Polyporales, Epitheliaceae. Bases 1 to 1989 code for a protein of 662 amino acids. Gene Ontology annotation, molecular function: cysteine-type deubiquitinase activity; cysteine-type endopeptidase activity.
AUGCUGGCAUCUCCUCUUCUUCCAUCCGCUCGCUUCGCGGACGAAACCAGUUACCGCCCGGCCAAGGAUCUGGACGCUUUCAACAAACUGCUUCCACCUCCAAUCGAGUUUAUUGAAGGCUCUUCUUCCGGCGUGCUUGCAGUAGCCGAGGGCAAGUAUGAGCCUAUCAACGAGGUGCCGAAGCAGGUCGAUGGUCCGGCGAAGGAACCCAAGCCAGCUCCAUCACCGAUCCCCCAAAGCCACACUGGCCUCUCGCAAGACAGCCCGAGGCUCCCUAAAACGCUGUACACCGGCCCGAUCGACACUCAGUGGCCCUAUGGGUUUGCCAUGGCAGGCGGUCUCAACAACACGGGCAACACAUGCUUUCUCAACAGCGCAUUACAAUGUCUACUGCAUACUCCGCCACUCUUGAACAUUGCAUUGAAACACUCUCAGCAGGGUAACCCUUGUGGAUGUCCUAAAAGUCACCAUUGCAUGAUCUGCGCCUUCCGUUAUCUUAUGAUGGACGCGCAUUCAAAGAAGUUCUCCACUACACCGAACCUCAUCAUUUCCAAGCUGUCCAUGAUUGCAAAGCACAUGCGUCGAGGAAGACAAGAAGACUCGCACGAAUUUCUCCGAUAUUUUGUAGACUCCUUGCAACGCUCUACGCUAGCGGCAGUUCCUCAGAAAGUCGACCAAAAGCUCGCUGAGAAAACAUGGGUGUAUGGCAUUUUUGGUGGUAUGCUCCGCUCCCGCGUCAAGUGCUUGUCCUGCGGCUACAACAGCGAUACGUACGACCGGAUGAUGGACCUCAGCGUUGACAUAGCCGGCGUCGGGACCCUUCGGGAUGCGCUAAGAAUGUUCACCGCUGUGGAUCAUCUGAAGGGUGCCAACAGGUACAAAUGCGAGAAGUGCAAGAAACUCGUCAAUGCGGACAAACAGUUCACCGUACAUGAAGCGCCUUUGGUACUCACCAUCCAUCUUAAGCGGUUCUCGCCCAUGGGCCGCAAGAUCGGCCAUCCCGUUCGCUACGAAGAGCGCAUAUCUUUGGACUCGCUCAUGAGCGACAGUCAAUUCGGCCCAUCAUACUCAUUGUAUGGCAUUAUCUCCCACGCCGGUGGUGGCCCCAACUCUGGCCAUUACUACGCCCAUGUCAAGAGCGCGGGUGGGCAGUGGUACGAGAUGAAUGACGACUCUGUCUCGCGCCAUGCUGGUCCCCCGACUGGUCUCAAGAACGCAUACGUCCUCUUCUAUAUGCGCGACAAGGGCCAGGCCCUUGAGGCUGCUGUUAACAUCACUCCUUCCACUUCUGCUCACACACUCAAGCCGGGUUUGGUCGCGAACAUGAAGAAGCGGAAAGCGUCGGAGGGCGGUCCCGACGGCGAAAGCUCAUCGCCUCCAAAAAAGCCAUUCAUUGGACCUGUAUUUCCUUCACACCCCCAGUCGCCGAAGAAGGCGCUUCCGGACGAAGUGCAUCCUUCGACAGAGGCCCUGAAGAAAAAGAUUGAAGGGCACAAAGCGCAACAAGAGACGAAAACCCUCGCUGCUCUUGUUGAUUACGCCGACAACAGCGACGACGAGAAUGACGUUGGUGAGAAGGUUAAUCCAGCAGAUGGCAUGGACGACGGUACGCCUCCCGUCAAUCCCCCAGCCCCUCCCACUUCUCCUCCCCCGACCUCAGCAGGGGUCGCGCCUCCUGCACCACCCUCUCCAGUGCCAUCCUCAGCGAAUCCUCCCCCGAAGGCUGCCUCCGAAAUCCCACCAUCAUCAUUCUACGGCACUAGUACACCUGCGUUGAAAUUCAACAGUCGCAAGCGAAAAACUCCCGAUGGUGACGACGAAGCAGCCUCAGUGCGGUCACCAAAUCCCUCUUCCCGACCACCCAAACAGCGCUUCUCCGUCGCGAGUCCGUUUGGUCGCUUGACCGGAAGUAACAACUUGGACCAGCGGCGAGAUUCCGGCGGGCCUCCGAAGAAUCAUGGACGACGUCGCAGAGUUUUCGGGAUAUAG